This is a messenger RNA of Triplophysa dalaica, 2699 nucleotides long. It is a transcript of the gene ftr66, whose product is annotated as finTRIM family, member 66. The coding region runs from base 621 to 2456 and encodes 611 amino acids. The transcript has 6 exons. Gene Ontology annotation, molecular function: zinc ion binding; protein binding. The record is from RefSeq and is a predicted model, not a curated record. Lineage: Eukaryota; Metazoa; Chordata; Actinopteri; Cypriniformes; Nemacheilidae.
UAAAAAAGGUGCUUCAUAAGCUCAUUUGAUGCCAUAGAAGUACCUUUUAGUUCCACAAAGAACCUUUAACAUGCGAAGAACCUUUCUGUUUCCCAAAAGGUUCUUUGUGGCGAAAAAAAACCUUCUUCAUAUUAAAAAGUAAGAAAGAGAUGGUUCUUUAAAGAACCUUUGGCUUAGUGGUUCUUUGUGGAACCAAAAUUGGUUCUUCUAUGACAGCGCUGUGAAGUUUCCAUGUGCUCUCCAUCUCAGAGCUGUUUAAGACAAUCUUUUUCAAUCCAGGGCCGCAGUGUCCAUUAGGGCGAGACAAGAUGUCUUAAAGGGAAAGUUCAACCAAAAACUUACCAUUUAUUCAUUAUGAUGUCAUUUCAUACCUGUGUCAUUUUUUUAUCUUUUAGAUUUCUGUCAUUUGUUUGGGGGGGCAAGAGUUUUAGCCAAAAAUGCUGGGUAAUUUCUAACACAUGUUGCAUGAGUCUAAAACAGGACAAACCCAACUGUUAGGUUAAAUUAACCUAAUCUAUGUGAGCAAUGUGAACAUGUGAACUAUAGAUUGAAACAACCUUUGGCUAAAUCGACUGUAUUCCUUAAGUCAUUUAAAGUUAUUUAAACAUGACAUCUGCUAAAUGCUCACACAUGCAUUUCUAACUACAGUAUGUAUGGGUGUCAGGAAGAACGUUCAUAGCACUCAAACACACAGAGAUUCAUUUACCUAUCUCUCAUAUGAACAGGAAGAGAUGAAGGGUGUGGCCCAUCAUGCAACUCUAAAAGCUGACUUUCAGUCUUUUAUCAUUGCAUUCACUUUGCUAGACGACAAAAUGGAAGGGUUCCUGAACACAGGAGAGUUUUGUUGCCCAAUUUGUCUGGAUCUGCUGAAAGACCCUGUGGCAAUUCCAUGCGGGCACAGCUACUGCAUGGACUGCAUUAACAACUACUGGCACAAAGAUGAGGAGAAGAAAAUCUUCGACUGUCCCCAGUGCCGACAGACAUACAGUCCCAGACCUGUUCUCAACAGAAAUACCACACUGGCAGAGAUGAUGGAGAAGCUGAAGAAUCUGGAAGUACCAGACAACUCUCACAUUUACAGCAACAACCUGCCAGGGGACGUAGCCUGUGACUUCUGCAUCAAAAGCAAGCAAAAAGCUGAGAAGUCUUGUUUGGUGUGUUUGGCGUCUUACUGUCAAAACCACCUUCAGUCGCACUACAGCUCACCUGUGUUGAAGAAACACAAGCUGAUCGAUGCCUGCGUGAACCUGCAGGAGAAGAUCUGUCCUCACCAUAACAAAUGUUUGGAUAUUUAUUGCAGAAGCGAUCAACAGUGUAUUUGUCUUUUGUGUGUGAUGGACGAGCACAAAGGUCACGAUACGGUUUCAGUGGCUGCCGAGAGCGCAAAGAAACAGAAAGAGCUUGAGACCACACGACAAAACUACACGCUGAAGAUCCACAGUAAGGAGAAAGAACUGCUGGAGCUUCAACAGGCUGUGGACUCCCUCAAAAGCUCUGCGCGGUCUGCUGUGGAGAACGGUGAGCAGAUCUUCAAGGAGGUGAUGCAGUCUAUCGAGAGGAGGUGGUGUAAGUUCAGAGAUCUCAUCAGAGAUCAAGAGAGAGCCGCCGAGAGCAUGCUGCAGACUCUUGAGCAAGAAAUCACUGAACUCAAUCAGAAACGUCACGAGCUGGAGAUCCUUCUGGAGUCUGAAGAUCAGAUCCAUAUUCUCCAGAACUGUUACUCAUUUUCUUCCUCUGGACUUCCCGAUCAACCCUUCACAAUAGCCACGCUCUCUGACUUUGGGAAGGUGAACGAUGCGAUCUCGGCUCUCAGGAUGAAGCUCGAAGACGUCUUUAAGGGUGAAUGGCUCAGGAUCUAUCAAGCCGCCAGAUCAAUGAAGAUCCUCCAUUGCACGGUGCCCAGGAUUAGAUCAGAGUUUCUCUACCAUUCCUGUCCACUGCAACUAAAUCCUUUAACAUCCCAUAAGGACUUGAGUUUAUCUAAGGAGCACCGAGAAGUGACGGUGCGGAGCCGGGUGCAGUCCUGUCCCGACCACCCUGAGCGUUUUGAUUACUGGUGCCAGGUGCUGUGCACAGAGGGCCUGACGGGCUGCAGCUAUUGGGAGGUGGAAUGGAGAGGAAUGGGUGUAAACAUUGCCGUCGCCUACAAAAACAUUGCCAGGAAAGGGGAUGGCGGUGAAGCUCACUUCGGCUACAAUGAUAAAUCCUGGAGUUUGUUUUGCUAUAGGAAAGGGUACGCUUUCUGGCACAAUGGGAUCAUCCGCAAGAUCCUUCAGCCCGCUUCGUCGACCAUAGGGGUGUAUCUAGAUCACAGGGCAGGGACGCUGGCAUUUUACAGCGUGGGUGACACCAUGAGUCUGCUGCACAGAGUUCAGACCACCUUCACACAGCCUCUCUAUCCUGGCUUUGCGUUCUCCUGUUAUGGAGCUUCUGUUAAGUUUCGUCAGUUGGAGUGAAGAGGAAGGCGGUCGUGGGUUUGUAAAUGCAGUCGUUGUGAAAUAUACCAUUUAAAAUAUUUAAAGAGUUUGUUUCAGAAAUGAGAUAACGUGUUCAAAGAGCAUGUUUUUUAUUGUGCAUUCCUCUUAAUAUUAAUGAAACUGCAGUUGGUUGGUUUUGGUUUAAGCCAUAAUAACUCAAAAUAAUACAUCUAACUAACACAAUGAUUAUUUUUCAACCAAAAUAAAUGUAUUUCCAUUUUA